UAUUAGCGCGCCGUUAUCGUUAUCGGUCGGGACAGAGUACACACGGGCUGGACAUUCUAUGUGUUAAGUGACAGCAUCAUAGCAUACAGUCACCACCGAACUGGCAUAAGUAUCUUCUAUCUUAUAUAAUUUAUUUCAUGCUGUUAUUCUAUGGCUUAAUAUCUGGUUCACAAGAGAGUUGUUGAUCAGGCGUUCUACGGCAGUAUGACGCCAUUCCUGCACGUGCUGUUGCUUCUUGCUCUGUGUGUGUUUGGUAAUCAAGCGCUGAAUAAUCAAACAGGAUGUCCACAUGGAAAUGGAAAUGCCCAAUACAACAUAAAUGAGAAGUUACCUAUAGGCACGGAGGUCAUCCUGUUUGAGAAUAUAAAAAACAUCACACUUUCCGGGACUGCAUUUGAUGUCACGAAGAAAGGAGAUGAAGCGUAUGCUGUAAUUCUUAAGAAAAAUUACGUCUACGAUGCAUCAAAUAUUGGGAACAAUUUAAAAAACGUUCAUUUUACCUGUGUUCCAAAGCAUGGAUCAACAAUACAGAUGGCUAAAAAUGCUAAGUAUGUACAAUACUAUUGGAUGAGGAAAGGGGAAAGAAGGAGAGUGAAGAUGGCAGAGAUCAUGGCAUAUUAA
Pecten maximus is the source of this 621-nucleotide messenger RNA. RefSeq lists its product as uncharacterized. The record is from RefSeq and is a predicted model, not a curated record. Lineage: Eukaryota; Metazoa; Mollusca; Bivalvia; Pectinida; Pectinidae. The transcript has 6 exons. The coding region runs from base 205 to 621 and encodes 138 amino acids.